This is a messenger RNA of Armigeres subalbatus, 744 nucleotides long. Its product is annotated as serine protease SP24D-like. Lineage: Eukaryota; Metazoa; Arthropoda; Insecta; Diptera; Culicidae. The coding region runs from base 1 to 744 and encodes 247 amino acids. Gene Ontology annotation, molecular function: serine-type endopeptidase activity. The record is from RefSeq and is a predicted model, not a curated record. The transcript has 2 exons. Gene Ontology annotation, biological process: proteolysis.
AUGUUCAUUAAAGCUUCACUUCUCUUGUGCUUCGUGGCAUCGGUUGCGGUAACUCUUCCGACGGAUAAAAUUGUAGGAGGACAUUUCGCCGAAGAGCAUCAGUUCCCAUACCAGAUUGCGCUUUUCAACGCGGGAAAAUUUCGCUGUGGUGGCUCGUUCAUUGAUGCCCAGUGGGUGCUCACCGCCGCUCAUUGCGUUCUAGAUGGAUCUGUCAAGAUUCCUCCCAGCAACCUAACGGUGUACGCCGGUUCUUCCAACUUGGAUGGCGAUGGUCAUUAUUUUGAAGUCGAGGACACAUUUGCGCACGAGCAGUACGGUGCUUUCAUGAAUGACAUCGCCUUGAUGAAGCUGAAAUCACCGGCUGAGUUCGAUGAGGGCGUGCAGAAGAUCGAUUUGUUCGACGGUGAACUGGAGGAGCACAGCAAGGUGACCAUCUCCGGUUUCGGACGCGUCGGUACAGGACUGCCUACCUCGAACCAGCUGAAGUUCAACACGAUGUACGCGUUGAGAGAUUGGAGUUGCUAUGCCAGUACGGGUAUCGUGUACGAGGGUUUGGUUUGCUUCAACAGUGCCGUCGAUAAUGGAGCUUGUAAUGGCGAUUCCGGCGGACCGGCAGUGUACAAUGGGCAACUGGUUGGUGUGGCUAACUUCGUAGUGGACGGAUGCGGUAGUCUCAACCCGGAUGGGUACGCUAAGGUUUCAUACUUUUUGGAUUGGAUUAAAGAUACCAUGAAUCGUCACUAA